Cotesia congregata is the source of this 4335-nucleotide messenger RNA. The record is from the annotation of a GenBank genome assembly. Lineage: Eukaryota; Metazoa; Arthropoda; Insecta; Hymenoptera; Braconidae.
AUGAGUUACUUAGUCUGUCUUGAUAUGGUUACAUUCAUAACUCUGCAACCUAUAAAAAAAGGUGGACAGUUGUUUAUUUCUUACGGACCAGAAUUUCAUAUUAUGCCAACUCCGAAGCGAAGAGAAGAAUUACAAAAUAAUAGAAGCUACUGGUGCGAUUGUCACGCUUGCAUCAACAAUUGGAAUCCGGAACAUGUUUUUCCAUCAACUUCGAAUAAAAUACCGAAAAAAAUCGCAACAGAUAUGUCAAUGAUUUUCUUCGAGUGCAUUGUCCAAAUUCAAAGACAAAAUUUUUAUGACCAUGAUACUACAUCUCCAGAGGAAAUUGAGAAGCUAAUGUCGCGUAUAUUUACAAUAAUCAAUCUAGUAGGACGAUACGUUAUAUAUCCUUGUGAAGAAACAUCAGUGGGAAAAUGUUUCCUGUAUAGCAUUAUCAGAUGGAUCGAGAGUUACCAACCACCGAUUGAUUCAGGUUAUACGUUCACCAAAAAGCAUGUGAUUCUUUAUGAAUGGAGAAUAAACGAGAUAAGUUCAUACGUUGAAAAAAAUGACGAUGAGGUUAUCUACAAGCUGGACCUGGAAUCACCAAAGUUUUCGGUUGGAGCGGAUGAAGAAAAAAAGUGGUAUCUGAGAUUGAAGUCUGCAAGUGAUCUGGAUCUUGACAAAACUUGGUUGUCUUUAUUCCUGCACUAUUCGUCUUCCAAAGAAUCAGAGGUCAAGACCAAGUAUUUAUUGUUUAUUUUAAAUGAUAAAAAAGAAAGAGUUAAUGUUUCUGAAUUUCAUAAAUGGUUUAAAAAUGACGGCGACGGUUGGAUCUGUGCUGAGUUUGUCAAAAAAGCAGAUCUGGAAGAAAAGAAAGAUGAGCUUCUUCCUGAUGAUACACUGACAAUCGGAAUAGAACUUACAGUCUACGAUGAUUCCACAACGUUUUGUACCUACAUAACAUUGGAAGAACCAAAAUCUCAAAUGGUUGCUGAUUAUAAGAGACUCUUUGAAAGCAAGGAAGGCUGCGACGUUGUCAUCAAGGUAAAAGACGAGACUUUUGAAGCUCACAAGACGAUCUUGAUGGCACGCAGCGAAAUGUUCUUUAAGCUGUUUACUGUUGAAAUGAAGGAGAGUAAGGAGGAAUUUAUUACUCUGUCAGACAUCGAACCUGAAAUCUUCAAGAGCUUGUUGGAAUUUAUCUACACAGACGAAGUUUCUUACCUCGAUGUUGUUGUAGAAGAUUUGUUGGAGGCUGCUGAUAGAUUUCUGAUAGAGUCACUCAAAAAUAUGUGUGUAGAGUCUCUGAUUAAAUUGCUAAACAUCGACAAUGCUGUCCGAUUCUUGUCCUUAGCUGAAAGACAUAAUGCUCCUCAGUUACUCACCCACGUUACUGAUUUCAUUGUUUUGAAUGUUGAGGAUAUCAUCAAGAGUCGAGAGUUUGAAAUUAUGGAAAAGUCGAAUCCAUCUUUGGCGCUGAUUUUGUUUCGAAAGUUCGCAGCUUUAAAAACUGAUGGGACAUUUUUGUUUUCUGAUCCUGUUAAAGAAGUACUUUUCACAAUGAAAAAAGAAAAAGGUUAUACAAGCGUUAAAAAGCAUCAGAUAGAAUAUCACUGGAAAAUAAAUGAGAUAAGUUCAUACAUUAAAUGCUACCGUGAAAAACCUGAGAUAAAUACACAUUUACUUUCACCCACGUUUUCAACGGGGUCCAAAAUGGAUGAUGCAUGGAAACUUACGAUAACGUUCAAUGAUCAUGAUUCAGAUGAAUACAAAGAUUGGAUAUCAAUUUAUCUAAACCCAUUUAAUCAACAAAAAGUAAUCGAAUUUAAAACUGACUACACAUUGUUCAUUUUGGAUAACAAAGGUGAAAUGGUUGAAAGGGAAAAUACUAAGUAUAUUUUUAAUGAUUUUCAUGGAUAUGGUUUCCCAGAUUUCUGUACAAAAAAAAAAUUAUUAGAAAAUCCAGAUACACAUAUACCAAACGAUACACUAACAGUUGGUAUCAUAUUAACCGUAUUUGAUUCUUCGACAUUUUCUAAUAAUGAUACUGUUGAUGAUGAGCCAAGAGGUUUCAUGAUCGGUGAUUAUACAAAACUUUAUGAGGACGAAAACAUGCCUGAUCUUGUUGUGAAGGUUAAACAUGAAACAAUCAAAGCUCAUAAAACAAUUUUGAUGGCUCGUUGUCCUCUGUUCAGUAAAAUGUUUUCAAUUAAGAUGAAAAGUAGAGAAGAAGAAAUCAAUAUACCCGAUGUGGACUCUGAUACUUUUUACAGCUUUCUUGAAUUCAUUUAUACUGAAGAAGUUAUUGACUUAGACGAUUAUGCCGAAGCUUUAUUUGAAUUUGCAAGCAAAUAUAAGCUGGAAGAACUUAAAAAAAUGUGUGCAAAGUCUCUAUACAAAACUUUAAAUAUUGAUAACGCACCCAGACUAUUGGUUUUAGCAAAGGAAUGUGAUGCUCUGGAGCUACUGGAUUACAUCUCUGAAUUCAUUGUAAUCAAUUCUGGGCAAAUUAUUGAGACUCCAGAAUAUCGCUCCAUUGGAGAAUCAAAUCCAGCAAUUGGUAUAAUUCUGCUUAAAAAAUUUGCGGAAUGGAAACUUAGUGGCAAUCUUGAACUCAACGACAAUUACGGUGACAGUUCGAUCUGUUCUAAGUUUGUCAAGAAAGCAGACCUGGAAGAAAAAAAGAAAGAGCUUCUUACGUAUGAUACACUGACAAUCGGAGUAGAACUUAUAGUCUACGAUGGUUCCACGACAAUUUCUACCAGCAUCACCUUGGAUGAACCAAAAUCUCAAAUGGUUGCUGAUUAUAGGAAACUCUUUGAAAGCAAGAAAAGCUGCGACGUUGUCAUCAAGGUAAAAGAUGAGACUUUUCAAGCUCACAAGGCGAUCUUGAUGGCACGCAGCGAAGAGUUCUUCAAGCUGUUUACUGUCGAAAUGAAGGAGAGUAACGAAGAAUUCAUAACUCUGUCAGACAUUGAACCUAAAAUAUUCAAGAGCUUGUUGGAAUUUAUCUACACAGACGAAGUUUCCGACCUGGAUGUUGUUGUGGAAAGUUUGUUAGAGGCUGCUGAUAAAUAUCUCAUAAAGUCACUGAAAAAUAUGUGUGUAGAGUCUCUGAUUAAAUUGCUAAAGAUCGACAAUGCUGUACGAUUCUUGUUCUUAGCUAAAAGAUAUAAUGCUCCUCAAUUACUCACGCUCGUAUCUGAAUUCAUUGUUUUGAAUGCUGAGAAUAUCAUCAAGAGUCGAGAGUAUGAUAUUAUAAAGUCGAAUCCAUCUUUGGCGAUUAUUUUGAUUAGAAAGCUUGCAGCUUUGAAAGCUAAUGGGACAAUUAGGUUAGCUGACCCUGUUAAAAGAAGCAUGAAGAGAGGUUAUGUAGUUACGAAUAAACACAUUGUGAAAUUCGAAUGGAAAAUAAAAAAUAUCAAUUCACAUGUGAAAUUCGAGACUGAUGAUGAAAACAAGGAUAUAAAAUUACAUUCAUCGUCAUUUUCGGCGAAAGCUAAUGGAGAUUUGUGGAAACUGCAUGUUCAAUUUAAUAAUGCUCACCAGUCUGUUAAUAAAGACUACAUGUCACUGUGCCUGCAAUCUUUGAGAAACGAUUUAAAAGUGAAAACUAAAUUUAUAUUGUACAUUUUAAAUCACAAGAAAGAAAUGACAAAUGAUAACGUUUUGUACAUGACAUUUGAAAAUGACGAAGUCGCUUAUGGAUUACCAGAGUUUGUCCGGAAGAAAGAUUUGGUGGAUCCGAAAAAAAAGCUAUUAUCUCAUGAUAGUUUAACAGUUGGUGUUGAAUUGGUUGUUUUUGAUAACCCUGAUAACAAAAGCAGUGAUACAACUAAUGAGUUGAUGAUAAAACCAAGCAACCAGCUAGUCCAGGAUUAUAAGCAACUCUUAGAUAGCAAAGCUGGAAGUGACGUUACUCUAAUAGCGGGUGACCGUAAAUUUAAAGCUCACAAAUCUAUCUUGCUAGCCAGAAGUCCUGCUUUCUCGAAGAUGUUUUCUGAAAACCAGUUCCAGGUCCUGAAAGCUCCAAUAAUGAUACAUGACAUUGAACCUGAAAUCUUCGAGAAAGUUCUGGAGGCAAUUUAUACUGACGAAGUUUCUGACUUGGAUGAACACGCCGAAGAUUUACUCGAAGCUGCUGAUAAAUUGCAACUGCAAUCGCUCAAGCAAAUGUGCGAGCAGUCGCUCUCCAAGACUUUGAGUGUUGAUAACGCAAUUGUGGCGCUGUCUUUAGCUGUUCAGUAUAAUGCUAAAGAGUUGAUUGAUUAUGUAGCGGAUUUUAUUGUUAGCAACGCUGAACAAGUUGUCACCACGCCUGAGUAUAGCGUAUAUUAUGACACUAAAAAUUGA